AUGGACGCUCUCGGACUGCUCCCCCUUCGUGUAAGGCUUCGCGAGGUUUACAACCGCCCGCUCCCCCCGCGGCCUCCUCUACUGGAGCGCCUCCCUCCUCUCCAGCUUUACGACCCGGAACGCGCGGCGCGCGCGGUAAACGUGCUGGUACCCCCCCUGCCGCCCCUCCGCGCACUGCGCCACGCGGCGGUGGCGCGCGUAGUGGAGGAGGCGGCGCUUGGCGGCGGGGAGGCGCGGCUGGUAGUGGCACCACCGGGGGCGCCGCUACCGGGGCGUGUGCUUGUGGCUCUUGGGCUUGUACACCUUGUCCCCGUGCCGCGUGGGCAUGUGCACGAGGAGGCUGGGGCCUCCCUCCUCUCCUUCCCGAGCUGCUCCUGCUCCUCCCCCUCCCCCCACGCGUCCCUUGCCUCGAACCCCCGCUCCAGCUCACACCGCUCCUGCUCCUUCCCCCUCCUCAGCUCCUGCUCCCGCACCUCGAGCCUCCCCCACUCCUCCCCCAACCCCCACCUCUCCUCCCGCGGCUCCCUCUCCUGCCUCUCCCGCUCCCGCCCCUUCCCCUCCCUCAACCCCCUCUCCUCCUCCCGCUCCACGGGCGCGGCCUCCGGGUCCCGCCUCUCCCGCCUCCGCCGCCGCGGCCUCUCGGCCGCCUCCAGCCGCUUCCUCUCCCUCGCGGGCCUGCUCCGCAGCUGCUUCCGCCCGAACAGCCGGCCGCCCCCGCCCCGCUCCCUCUUCUCCUUAAGACCCUCCCUCCUUAGUCUCAGCGGCCGGCUCCCUCCGCCGCCCCCCCUCGUCUCCGACGCCUUCUACGGCCGGCGCCUCCUCUUGGGCGACGGCUGUAGAGGGUACGACGGCGAUCUUAACGAGAGACGAACGACGGCCCUGAGACUUUUUAUAUAA
Molecule: messenger RNA, 897 nt
Organism: Ananas comosus (pineapple)
Lineage: Eukaryota; Viridiplantae; Streptophyta; Magnoliopsida; Poales; Bromeliaceae
Product: WAS/WASL-interacting protein family member 1-like
Exons: 2
Coding region: 1-897 (298 amino acids)
Source: RefSeq, a predicted model, not a curated record